Notolabrus celidotus (New Zealand spotty) is the source of this 6788-nucleotide messenger RNA. It is a transcript of the gene pde4a, whose product is annotated as phosphodiesterase 4A, cAMP-specific. NCBI's taxonomy places the organism in Eukaryota, Metazoa, Chordata, Actinopteri, Labriformes, Labridae. Gene Ontology annotation, molecular function: 3',5'-cyclic-AMP phosphodiesterase activity. The transcript has 15 exons. Gene Ontology annotation, biological process: signal transduction. The coding region runs from base 899 to 3262 and encodes 787 amino acids. Gene Ontology annotation, cellular component: cytosol; perinuclear region of cytoplasm; nucleus. The record is from RefSeq and is a predicted model, not a curated record.
GUCGUCGAACUCCAGCAAAUAUGAGGAUGGGAAGAUAACGGCCCACACUGAACAGGAUGACUAAAUUAUUAUCAAUUUGUGUCUCUUUAUGAUGCAUUCUGAGAAAAUAAAACCCGAAGAAGAAACCCUGGACCGCAAGGAACAAAAGGAUCGCAUGUGGCUUUUGGACAUGUCCAACCAUUCAUCAGAUCAUCUUGGUUUAUGAGAAGGGAUGGUUACUGAGUCUAUUCUUAUAAUUUAUGUAAAUAACUGGAUCAGAAAUCUCCAUGGAGGAAUUACAGGAGACUUCUACAGUGUGUGUGCGCGCGCAGGGAUGCCGUAGCUCCACAUGAGCCGUGAUAGACUGGAGUACUUUUAUGGAAAUUGCUUGGAAAUUUCAGCUCAGCUGAAAGAAAUCCGGGCAGCAAUAAUCCCACAGAACCACACACACAUAGAAGCCAGCGCCGGCGAUCUGUGUGUCUCUGCAAUAAGUGGCUGAUAAAAAGCAAUAAAUUCUCUAGAAUAAAUACAGUCAUCCGGUUGUGCGCUAUGGGCGACGAGGCGUCAAACUUCAGGGACAGCAGCAUGACCGGUGUCUCACCACCAAAAGCCAGGACUGGUGAGGAUCACGGCAGAGCGGGGAUUCUGGGCUAAACUAACACCGAUUACCACAGAAAACAAUGCGAUUAAAAUUUUUGGAUAACUUAUAAGAUUUUCACUGUGACAGUUUUUGAUGUUAUUCAGAAAACAGGAUUCAGAUCUGUGCUGUGCUGGACUUGGUCACUUUGAUUUGUUCGCUCAGAGAUCAAGUGGCGGAGAGGGACAUGAGACGUUUUGUGCUUGAAAUAAAUGAAUACAGCCAUAGCAUUUAAUCAAUAAGUAAAGAGGGGGAUCUUUAUUUUUUAUUAUUUUUUGCACUAUGAUGGAACCACCACCAUGCUCGAAGAAGAGCCUGUCACUGUCGCUCCCGGUUCCCCGGGAAGGACAGGCGACUCUGAAGCCUCCGCAGCAUCUGUGGAGGCAACCCCGGACCCCGAUCAAAAUCAAACACCGGGGCUACUCCGACACCGAUCGGCAUCACCACCGGCACAUGGAGCGCUCCGAUGCCGUGGAUACGAGCGACAGACCAGGGCUCAAAAAGUCUCGGAUGUCCUGGCCAUCCUCCUUCCACGGGACCACAAACACAUCCAUUGGAAAUUGUGUCGGGAAUAAACGCUUCGAUUCAGAGAAUGGUCCCUCACCAGGCCGCAGUCCCAUGGAUUCGCAGGCGAGUCCUGGGUUGGUGCUCCACCCUUCUUUCCCCCAGAGCCAGCGCAGGGAGUCCUUCCUCUACCGCUCUGAUUCCGACUACGACACAUCGCCCAAAACCAUGUCACGCAACUCCUCCAUCAACAGUGAGGGGCACGCCGAAGACAUGAUCGUCACCCCUUUUGCUCAGGUGUUGGCCAGCCUACGAACCGUAAGAAGCAACUUCACCAUCCUCGCCAAUGUCACAACACCCACUAACAAGAGGUCACCAGUGACAAGCCAACCCACUGUUCCCCAAGCUACACUCUCGGAGGAGACCUACCAGCAGAUGGCUCGGGAGACUCUGGAGGAACUGGACUGGUGUCUGGAUCAGCUGGAGACCAUACAGACGCACCGCUCAGUCAGCGAGAUGGCCUCAAAUAAGUUUAAGAGGAUGCUGAACCGGGAGCUGUCCCAUUUGUCAGAGAUGAGUCGCUCAGGGAACCAGGUGUCAGAAUACAUCUCCACUACCUUUCUAGACAAGCAGAACGAGGUGGAGAUCCCAUCUCCGACUUUGAGGGAGCGAGAGAAGCCAAUGUGUCACAUCAGUGGUGUGAAGAAGCUCACGCACAGUUCCAGCCUUUCCAACUCCACCAUGCCUCGCUUCGGCGUGAAGACUGAACACGAGGAUUCAUUAGCCAGGGAGCUGAACGACUUGAAUAAGUGGGGCCUUAAUAUCUUUCGUGUGGCCGAGUUCUCAAAUAAUCGACCCCUCAGCUGCAUAAUGUUUGCCAUCUUCCAGGAAAGAGAUCUACUGAAGACCUUUCGGAUCCCUGUUGACACAUUCAUCACCUAUGUGAUGACCCUGGAGGACCACUACCAUGCCAAUGUGGCCUACCACAAUAGCCUCCACGCUGCAGAUGUCACUCAGUCCACUCAUGUUCUGCUAUCGACACCGGCUCUAGAUGCUGUGUUCACUGAUCUUGAGAUACUCGCUGCGUUAUUUGCUGCUGCCAUCCAUGACGUGGACCAUCCUGGAGUGUCUAACCAGUUCCUCAUAAACACAAACUCGGAGCUUGCUCUGAUGUAUAACGAUGAGUCGGUUUUGGAGAAUCAUCACUUAGCUGUGGGCUUCAAGCUGCUCCACGAGGACAACUGUGACAUCUUCCAGAACCUCAGCAAGAGGCAAAGACAGAGUCUAAGAAAGCUUGUCAUUGAUAUGGUUUUGGCAACAGAUAUGUCUAAACACAUGAGUUUACUAGCAGACCUCAAGACUAUGGUGGAAACCAAGAAAGUGACAAGUUCUGGAGUACUGCUGCUUGACCAUUACACUGAUCGUAUACAGGUGUUGAGGAACAUGGUGCACUGUGCUGACCUGAGCAAUCCUACAAAACCCCUGGCUGUGUAUCGACAGUGGACGGAGAGAAUCAUGGAGGAGUUCUUCAGGCAGGGAGAUAAGGAGAGGGAGCGAGGGAUGGAGAUCAGUCCCAUGUGUGAUAAACACACUGCAUCUGUGGAAAAGAGCCAGGUGGGCUUCAUUGACUACAUUGUCCACCCACUGUGGGAGACGUGGGGGGACCUUGUGCAUCCUGAUGCCCAGGACAUCUUGGACACGCUAGAGGACAACAGGGACUGGUACCAGAGCACUAUUCCACAGAGCCCCUCCCCUCCUCCUGUGGGCAAGGAUAAGGAGCUAAUUGACAAGUUUCAGUUUGAGCUCACCCUCGAAGAUAGCUCUCCGAGAGAGCAGGAAGACGAGGGUGACAAGCCAACACUGAAUCACGUGGCACAAGACUGCAGUCCAGGGGACGAGGAGGAGGAAGAAGAGGGUAAAAAAGAGGAAGAAGAAGACACAAUGGCAGAGGAGGAAAACGAGGAUAUAAUAGAAGAGGAGGAUGAGGUGGCAAUGGAGGAAGAGGAGGUGGAGGAGGAGCAGGAAGAGCAGGAGGAGGAGCUAAAAACUGGGUUGGAGGUGAGAUUUGAAAAGGAGAGACUUUCUGACACAAGUCCUGUAGAGGAAGAGGAAGAUUCUUCUUCUCAAGCUGAAGAUACAUGAGUUCUGCUUCUGUAUCUCCCUCUUCACUUGCACACAUUAUCUUGUUCAUCUUUUCAAUGGCCAAACCAAGAACAAAUAAGACUGCAAAGACAAUGCAGACCUUUAAAUAUAUUUUUCAAAAAGGGAAUAAAUUAAAGUCGCUCAAAGAGAAGGUAAUUACACAGCAACUGUAGAUUUUGAGUGGAGAAAAGUCCUUUGACGGAUUUCACAGUGAACUUUAGACCAAGAAGAAUUUAGGAGAGAAUCAAAGAGGGGCAACUGAAGACAGUGUAGCACUAUGGGAUUGGGAUGCACACACAUAAACACACAUCAAGUGUAACACACAGCGGGGGUAAGUCAUGGAAUACACCAGAACAAUGUGUGUAAGCGAAUGCAUCAGUCAUGCUUUAUUUGGAUCCCUCUGUUUUGCAAAUGCACCAUCAAAAACACACAUACACACUCUCACACACACUUGAUUUCAUGUUUGUAUGUGUGCAUUAACAAGAGGGCGAAUGAUCAUGUAAUGAAUCUCCUUGGAAAAAGCCAUCUCUCAAUGGAGUAUUAACUAGUGUUCAGUCAGUAUUAGUAAUUCAUGUUUGUUAGAACCUCAACAAAAACUGUUCUCCUCAGAAAAGCUUCACAUCCGAGUGACUUUUUUUUUUUCCAUUUCUGUCGGAAAGAAAAAUAAGAAUAUCCACAGAGUCAGAGGAGGAGUUGGAAACAUUUCGAAGGAUGAUGCGAUGAGGGGGGCCGCUUGGUCCCACACCCCUUUUCCCUUUACAAGGAGAGUGCUACUGGUGCAAGAUGGCUCUGUGCCUUUCUGAAACACCAGCUUCUUGAAUGGAGCUGUAAUGAAGCAAUGCAUUGUGGGACGGGAGUGUCUGAUUUUGUUAUCAUUUUUGAUUGUCUCUUGUUAAUGAUCUCUUUGCUGUCCAUGAUAUUGUGGUGUGUAUUUCACACGUACAGUUUCUGUGGUGACAUGUUUUAAGCUGUAAGUCUUCCUUUGUUGCUCUUCUGGUAAUAUAAUAACUCAGAACUCUAGAUGCAGAGCAAUCACUACCCGCCAACACAACCACCAGUGGACUCUUUUUCAGCUCAUGUUCUUUCUUAUUAGAAUGAUUUUUUAAACUUUCAGAGAAUAAGCCAUGUGAUGCUUUGAAGCAUAUUUUUGCCUAUUUUCUAUUAGCUAAAUAUGUUGAAGUGAUACUGAUUUAUUUCAUCAGCAGAACAAAUUCUCACCCACCAUUUCACACCUCCUUGCACUGUGUGUUUAUGUCUCCUCAUACACAACAAUUCUCACCAAAGUUAAGGAUGAGAAACUAAAAGUUUGACGGUGAUUUGAAGGAAAAUAAGAAUAUCAGGGAGGCAGAAUGUCAGGGGAUAGAAAUGAGACUUGGCCAAAAGGUGGUCUGGCAGUCCCUAAUCAUCCUUGUUAUGUUUGAUGCUUUUUUGCCUUAAUGUGAGAUGCAGGAAACAUACCUGCCAGUAUGUAGAUUUAUAAGAUAUAUAAUAGAUACCCUAGUAUAUUUAUAUCACAUCCGUAUGCUUAUUUCUGUGAGUAUCAGUGCGUCUGUACACAAUGUAUCCAGCAUUGCAUUUGGAGGAGAAAUGGAAACAUUGCAACCAAUAAGUUAAGUUGCUUUGCUGAGACCAACAUAAAGAAUGUGUUGUUUUUUAAUCAUGGCGGUAAAAUGACUAUCUUACAGCUACUUGGAGGCAUGCAAAGGAAACAGAAAGUGAGUUUAGUUUGCUGAAGUUGAGAAGGAAUAAGGGUGUCCUCUGUUUAUGACCAGACAGUGACUUAUUGACAAGAUGGAGUUGAUUCGUGUAUGUUUUUGUUUGCCUGUCGGCUUACUGAGCAUCCCUGAGUAAAGGAAUGAAUAACCAAAAGAAGUGAGAGAGAACAGGAUGCUAAAGAUGUUAUCAUUUGUGUCAUUGUUCCCUCAUUGGCAUCCCCGCAUUUUGUUGAAUGGUGUUCAGGAUUUGAUUAGCACAGCUUCAACAGGUCACAGUUUGUUUAGGUGUUUGUUUUUUACAGGGUAAAAAAAAAUAAUGAAUAAAAAAAAACAUGGGUGUGGUUGUUUUGAAGGUAAGAGCAAGUUUCUGCAGGUCAGUAACUGGGUUUAUCUGAAAACACCACAGCUCGGUGCACCAGAAGCCUGUGUGUUUGACCUGCUCCAUUGCAGGAUGGAGCAGAGCUGUGAGGCCACCACACAGGCUUUUAUAUCGGUAAUGGGAAUCCAGGACUACUAUUGCAGUUACUUAGAUAAAAGAUUCCCAUAUGCAUCGGCCUUUUUCUUUGAUGAUGUUGCUUUGUUUUUGUGGCUUCUUGUAAUAUCAUAAGCUAUAAAAACAUUACUAAUUAAUUGCCAUACAAACACAAUACUGUAGCAAUUGUUUCUUAAUAAGAAAAUUAUUCAACUGAUUGAUUGCUGCCAUUGUUUUUAAAUGAUUAAAAGAAAACCAUGGUAAGUGUUUUCUUUGAACAGUUUGUGGACAGUUUAUUUUUAUAUCAUUCUGGUGGAUGGUCUGGAAAAUAAAUCAAGUAUUGAUAUAGCUAUAAGCAUUACCACUGUUGUACAUAAUGUAAUAUUGGAUUGUAAAUUAUAAAUUUAUCCAAGUAAAAAUUAUUUGACAAAUAAUCACUUAAGGUUGUUCAGUGAACCACAAAGCACUGCAGGCCACAACCCCCACUUCUUCUUCUCUGAUUCUGUUUUUAAGCACUUGUGCUUAAAUACUGUCACUAUUUUAAGUGUCACCUUUAUUUUUUAGAUCAGAUAUAUUUGUACCAGCACUUUAUUUCAUCAGGUUUUGUGGCAAACAGUGAUUUUUCAGGUAGUGUGCAGAUCUUGCUGGUGGUUUGGUCAUUGGUAGUUACCAGUUGAUUACAUUUCAUUCGGCCAAUGUCUUUUCUACAGGAACAAACAAAAAUAAACAUCCUCAAUUAAUAGUCCAUGUGAGAUUAAACUUAUUUGACUGAUAUGGUCAAAUUUAAACUAAUGAAGACACAUAAGAUGUGGCAGGUUCAAAGGAAAUUUAUGUGUCCUUAUCCAUCAUGGCCAUUUCUGGUACUAUCGCCACUUAUUUUUCUUAGUAACUUUUAUUCAUUAGCCUGAUAGCCUAAAUGUCCGUCCAGUGGUGACCAAAUUAGCUGGUUACCAUCAGGUUGCAGUCAAGUUAUUUUGUCGCAGACUGAUUCCCUCUGUGAAUAACUCUCUGGGCUUUAAUACAUGUGUUUGUUCACAAUUAAGAAAGAUUAUACAAGGGGAAAAAAAACAAAAUGAAAUGAUUGUAAUAUUUGUAAAUGAUCUUGCUGUAAUGUGUAAAAUGUGUCCAAGUUAUUUUUUAUUAUAUUAUUUUUAUGAAAGUUUUUCCUCUUAACAGAGCUGAGGUAUCAUUUUGUGAAUAAAUGCAUUUAAUAAGCAAACAUCUAUAUAUAAAACAAUAUUAUAGUAUAUCGGUAUAUUUUUCUUUCAUUUCACUGUUCGGUACUGUAAAGUGUGUUAAAAAUACAAAUAAAGUAAGAUUUUUAUAUUAAAUACACCAU